Messenger RNA from Clarias gariepinus (North African catfish), 5488 nucleotides. It is a transcript of the gene thbs2b, whose product is annotated as thrombospondin 2b. Bases 351 to 3896 code for a protein of 1181 amino acids. Gene Ontology annotation, molecular function: protein binding; calcium ion binding. Lineage: Eukaryota; Metazoa; Chordata; Actinopteri; Siluriformes; Clariidae. The record is from RefSeq and is a predicted model, not a curated record. Gene Ontology annotation, biological process: negative regulation of angiogenesis; cell adhesion. The transcript is spliced from 21 exons. Gene Ontology annotation, cellular component: extracellular region.
CAGAUUCAGUCGCACUGUGAAGGAGGAGUGCGCGAGGCUGGGAUCACCGGUAUCGAUCAAAUUUCAAACUUUGGAGCGCACACACACACACACACACACUGAUCGACUGCAUCCCAACCCACGUACACGGCGCUUAAACAGGAGAAGUGAUUGACGGUUUUCCUCGGACUGAACACAAAGACCCUGCGCGCCUUCUGCCCUGGAUCCGCCUGUUACGCACGCAGUGGCUGGAUUUCUUUUGUGACUUUACCCCCUGUAGAACCGAUUCAUGACCAGAACAGACGUCCAUUUACAACUUUACUGAGGAACCCGGCGUUUCCCCACAAGGCUUCAUCUUUGGUUCAGGAAUUAUGAUUCUCCGAAAAUGUCACUUCGGGCUGGUCCUUUUGUUAUUGUGCGCCUCCGCCAUCGAGCCAGACGUGCCGGUGGAGGACGUGUCCGUGUUUGAUUUAUUCGAAAUCAGCGGAAUCUCACAGAAGACCAUUGGGGUGAAACUUUUCCGAGGCCCGGACCCCAAGACCCCGGCGUAUCGCUUCAUUCGCUUCGAUCACCUUCCUCCAGUCAAACCGCAGGUUCUAGAGCAGCUCGUGCAACAAAUUCAAAACAAUGAGGGAUUCACCUUCACUGUAACCCUGCGCCAGGAUCGCGCGUCCCGCGGCACUCUGCUCUCUGUAGAGGGUCCGAGCGAGCGCAGGCAGCUCGAGGUGCUUUCCGACGGGAGGGCUAACACGCUCGAGCUGGUGUACUGGUGGGACGACGGCUCGCGCAACGUCAUUGCGUUUGAGGAUGUGGAUCUGGUGGAUUCGCAGUGGAAAAACGUCACGCUGCACGUACACGGCGAGACGGCCACGCUGUACGUGGGCUGCAGCCUCAUCGACAGCUUCAUUCUCGACGAACCUUUCUACGAGCACCUGCGUGCCCCGGGUGGACGGAUGUAUGUGGCCAAAGGAUCCAGCCGCGAGACACAUUUUAGGGGGCUGCUGCAGAAUGUGCAGUUUAUUUUCGACAUCCCUCUUGAAGACGUGUUGGAGAGCCAAGGUUGCGAGCUAGCAAAUACAGAGGAUCUGAACAUAGUGCGCGAGAGUGCUGAAAUGGUGGAUGUUGCCUCAUCAAUCUCUACUAACCUGAUUAGUCCAAACACAGAUCCUCCAACAAUGAGCCCCUCUGAGAUGAUGUGUGAGCGUUCAUGUGAGGAAUUGGCCAACCUUUUCCAAGAACUCAAGGGCCUCCGUGUUGUUGUUAGUAACCUCAUUGAUGGCUUGCAAAAAGUGACAGAGGAGAAUACUGCCAUGCGUGAGGCACUGAACAAGAUACAGGAUCCAGUACAGCAGAGCAUUUGCUGGCAGGAUGGACGACUGUUUGAGAAUAAGGAGGACUGGAUUGUGGACAGUUGCACCAAAUGCACAUGCCAGGAUGGGAAAGUGGUGUGUCGUCAGAUCACUUGCCCACCAGUGUCCUGUGCCAAUCCAUCCUUCAUUGAUGGAGAAUGCUGUCCAGUUUGCCUACCAAUGGACAGUGAGCAUGGCUGGUCGCCAUGGUCAGAGUGGACCCAGUGUACGGUCACCUGUGGCAGCGGCACACAACAAAGAGGCAGAUCAUGUGAUGACACCAGCAACACGUGCUCUGGUCCCUCGAUCCAGACUCGGAGGUGCAGCUUAGGAAAAUGUGACCGCAGAGUUCGCCAGGAUGGUGGUUGGAGUCUGUGGUCUCCCUGGUCUUCGUGCUCAGUGACAUGUGGUGAAGGGUUAAUCACUCGUAUCCGGCAUUGCAACUCUCCUAUGCCUCAGAAAGGUGGCAAAGACUGUGAUGGUGAAGGAAGAGAGACACAGAGCUGCCAGGCCAAUGCCUGCCCAAUUGAUGGUGGAUGGGGCCCAUGGUCGCCCUGGGCAACCUGCUCAGCAACAUGUGGUGGGGGUCUAAAAAGUCGUGAAAGGGAGUGCAAUAGCCCCGUACCACAGCAUGGGGGCCGGAAAUGUAUGGGCGAUGCUAUUGACAAUGAAGUAUGCAACAAACGGGAGUGCCCUACCGAUGGUUGUCUUUCAAAUCCAUGCUAUGGGGGAGUGGAGUGCAGCACAACCACUGAUGGCUCUUGGGAAUGUGGACCUUGUCCACUAGGCUACCGUGGUAAUGGAACCUUUUGUGAGGAUGUGAAUGAGUGUGAUAUGGUGUCGGAUGUGUGCCAUAAAGUAGGUGGGUUUCAGCAGUGUGUGAAUACAGACCCAGGAUUCCACUGCCUACCCUGCCCUCCACGUUACAAAGGCUCUCAGCCCUAUGGUCUUGGAGUGGAGGCAGCUAAAACAAACAAACAGGUGUGUGAACCUUACAACCCAUGUAAAGACAACACCCACAGUUGCCAUAAAAACGCUGAGUGUAUCUUCCUCAGCCACGUCACUGAGCCCAUGUACAAGUGCGAGUGCCGUAUUGGUUACGCCGGAGAUGGCAUUGUGUGUGGAGAGGACUUUGAUCUUGAUGGCUGGCCCAAUCAAGAUCUGGUUUGUGGAGCCAAUGCUACAUACCAUUGCAAAAAGGAUAACUGCCCAACACUUCCCAACUCUGGUCAAGAGGACCUUGACAAUGAUGGCCAGGGAGAUGCCUGUGAUAAAGAUGAUGACAAUGAUGAAAUUGUGGAUGAACGGGACAACUGUCCACUUAUGUACAACCCUCGGCAGUAUGACUACGAUAAGGAUGCUAUUGGGGAUAGGUGUGAUAAUUGCCCAUAUGAGCCCAACCCUGCUCAGACUGACACGGACAACAAUGGUGAAGGAGAUGCUUGUGCUAUUGACAUCGAUGGAGAUGAGAUUCUGAAUGAGAAAGACAAUUGUCCUCUUGUUUAUAAUACUGACCAGAAAGACACAGAUUUGGAUGGUGUUGGUGACCAGUGUGAUAACUGUCCAUUGAUCUACAACCCCCAGCAGACGGAUUCAGAUAAUGAUUUAAUUGGAGACCAGUGUGAUAAUAACCAGGACAUAGAUGAGGAUGGCCAUCAGAAUAACCUGGAUAACUGUCCCUAUGUUGCCAAUGCUAACCAAGCAGACCAUGACAAUGAUGGUAAAGGAGAUGCCUGUGACUUUGAUGAUGACAAUGAUGGAAUUCCUGAUGAUCGGGACAACUGCAGGCUUGUGCCUAAUCCAGAUCAGAUGGAUACAAAUGGAGAUGGCCGUGGUGAUGCCUGUAAUGAUGACUUUGACAACGACAACAUUCCUGACCUCUUCGACGCUUGCCCGGAGAACAAUGCUAUCAGUGUUACAGACUUCAGGAAGUUUCAGAUGGUGCACCUGGAUCCCAAGGGAACGCUUCAGAUCGACCCCCACUGGGUUGUGCGGAACCAAGGCAAAGAACUGGUUCAGACUGCUAACUCUGAUCCUGGCAUUGCAGUCGGAUAUGAUGAGUUCAGUGCCGUGGAUUUCAGUGGAACCUUUUACGUCAACACGGAUCGGGAUGAUGACUAUGCAGGUUUUGUAUUUGGCUAUCAGUCCAGCCGACGCUUCUAUGUGGUCAUGUGGAAACAGAUAACACAGACCUACUGGGAGGAAAAGCCAUCAAAGGCCUUCGGUUUAUCUGGAGUAUCACUCAAAGUUGUUAACUCCACAACUGGCACAGGAGAGUAUCUGCGCAACGCCCUCUGGCAUACAGGGAACACUAAAAACCAGGUUCGAACACUUUGGCAUGAUCCAAAGAACAUUGGCUGGAAAGACUACACUGCGUACCGCUGGCAUCUUAUUCACAGACCCAAGACUGGUUUUAUUAGGGUUGUAGUUUAUGAAGGCAAGCAAAUCAUGGCAGACUCUGGGCCAAUUUAUGACAAGACAUUUGCUGGUGGGAGACUAGGGUUGUUUGUCUUCUCUCAGGAGCUUGUCUUCUUUUCUGACCUCAAAUAUGAAUGCAGAGACAACUGAUUUUGAUACACCCCCUGCCGAAGACUGAAAUCUAAAACUCAGAACAAGUUUCAGACCAGUCUUCUGAAAACAUCUGCAGUGUUUUUCACCUUAUUAGAAUGCACAGAUUUAUGAAUUCCAGGGGCCUUCGACAGUGAAACUGACUCCAUUUUGGACACCCAAGAUAAGGAGUUAAAGUUACUACAUUCCAGUGUAUUUCUUUAAAUGCCUCUCUCAGCUUUAUUGCACAAGUACCCUUUAUGAUACCAAAUUAAAUCCUGUCUUCUUGAAUAUAAACCUAAGGGUUUGAAUAUUAUCAGUUUUUCUAUGUAGCCAUGUAGUCUUUUGAAUGUGUUAUAUUAGUCAUUUUAAAGAGCAGUUUUGCAUUGGUUACAAGUGUUGAUUUGAGGUGUAUGAUAUUCAGAAUAAUACUGUUUUUGUGGUAACUUAUUUUUCCGUUGUGCAAGUUUAUGAAUUAGCAAGUUGUUUUUGCUUUAACCAAAUUGUAAAUACUUAUUUAUUAGUUGUCACAGACAUUUAAAAUUGACAGUUGAAAUGUAAAAAUCUUACACAUCUGCCUUUACAAUGUAUUCCCAAGAGAUUAAGGUAUUUGAGUUUGUAGCAGUAGUGAACAUUUGACAACAUUUGCAUUAGUUACAAUGCUUUAGUUAUUAUUAUUUUUUAAUUCUGCAUUAUUUUAUGGUCAAAUAAUUCCCUCUAAUAAGGGACAGAAUUGAACUUACCAUAAAAAUAAUUUUGCUGGUUUACGUACAGUCAAAGGUGUGUUUAUUUAACAGAGUAUGUCUGGCAAGAGGUAAAGAAGCUGUAUGAUGUGUUUGUACUUGAAGUUAAUGUGAAUAUAUACAGAUGAGUGACAAAUCAAAGGAAAAUCCAAUAUCAAGUGCCUCUGUAUAAAGUGGUUUCCUUUAACUUGUUAACCGUCUUUAUAUGUGGUUGGAGGAAGUAUUACUACUACAGUUUUCCAAUGAUAAAGUGACAUGAUUACUCAACAGAAAUUAAUGUUUUAAUGUUAAAAAGCUGGAAAAUACAUGACCAAAUCAAAUACAUGGCCAAAUUAAAUACAUGGCCAAAUUAAUUUUAAGAAGCACAUAUUUCUCUUUUCCAACAACAUCAUGAACAUGGCCUGAUCAUACAGAGUUAGUUUUCCGCUAAUCCUGUUUUGUACAAAGCACUAGAAGACAUCACAGAUUGUAUUUGCAAAAAUGAACCACUUGGAGUUAAAGAAGGAUUAAUCUCAAAUCCAUCAACAAAAUCCAUCACAUUGUAUCAGUAGUUAGUCGGUUUUUCAAUGUUAUUAUUUAUCGUUUUAGUUCUGUCAUUAUAGAGUACAAUUUGUCAAAUUAACAUUAAUACACUUACUGUAUUUAAAAAAGAAUGUCAUGACUGAUCCAUUGUCAGUGGGUCUUCCCUUAAACUUUGCUGCAUGUAUAUCUACAAUACCAGUUUCAUAUCUGUAUCAUAUUCUAGUUCCUCUACAUCCUCUACAUCCUCUACAAUGUUGUUUUUAUAGACAUGAAAUCUGUUAUUUUGGAAAUUUGACAUGUUUUAAAUAAACAAAUGAUAAAAAGAUUAAUAAAAAAUUAUUUACAGUA